CCAAUCCGAAUUCCUAUUACUUGUUCUUAUUGCCUGUUGCCUAGCAUUCUGCAAAGGCCUUUACUUCUCUAAUGCGCACAAUUCAUUUUCAUGUCGGCAUAGCAUCAGGACGGUCAGGAUUCGCAGUAAAUAAGGAACGCAGCUAUUGUGAAUUUGAGUUUUGCCUGAGGAAUAAGAUUUUGCGACUUGAGAAAUUAUCAAUUCGUACGUAAGUCAGAUUACCUCAAACAUGUCUAAAUCAAAAGACAGCAUUUCUAAGAAACGUUCCAGUAAUACCGCUAUUCUCGAUGAAGAUACGGACAACGUUAGCACAGCAUCUACAGAUAAACUUUGGUGGCAUGAAAUAGAAGAACUGUCACCAUUGAGGAUUCAUGUGCCAAGUAAUUCUGUAAUAUCUCGUGAUACUACAUCUAGUCUUAAUACUAUUAACCAGUUGUUACCACCAACAAUAAGAAAUUCAUCGGUCCUAUUAGUGUAUCCUCCUGAUAAAUCCAAUGAUUCAAGUAACAUAAAAGGACAGUUGAGUGCAGAAAUUGUAAAGAAUAAUGUUUUGGAAACAUCUGAAUCUGAGAAAGAAAUUAGUAUAAAAAAGAAGAAAGGUCUUUUAACGAUCGGAGAUAGAAUGAGCAAACAAAAUGAUUUUUUCAACGUAUUGAAUCUUAAAAAGCGUCGUAUCUCACAUGAUGAAACAACAGAUAUAUCCCAUGUGUCGAGAAAUCUUUCAUUUAAUAAAAUGUCACCAAUAAAGUUACAAGAAAAGGAAAAGUCACAAAAAGAGGAUAGUGAAGAUUCAAUGUCAGAUAUUCCUUUGAAGUCAAGACCAUGGCUUUUAAGAAAAACGCUUGAAGAGGGAAAUAAUUUAACUUCAGAGAAAUUGAGAUAUAUAAUGAAUAGUUCUAGGUGUAGCGAUGGAACAUUAAAUAAACCUAGAUUAAGAAAAUCUGAUGGAAGACAUACUGACUCUUUAAAUUUAUCAAACAAAAGUCCAGUAAAAGCUCAACAUUCAAAUGUUGAACAACAUGUUAUGUCUGAUAGUGUGAAUACACCGGAAGAUAAUCGAUAUUUAUUUAAAAAAAGACGUCUAGCAAUGCAGUCUCAAGUACAAUAUAUGCAAGAAAAAAAGAAUUCUUUCGAAGCUGUUUUCGCUGAUAACAGUGAUGCAAGCUUGCCAAGAGGUAGAGACAUGAUUCAAGAAGGCGAUACUCAAUCCGUGACUCGUGAUAUAGAAGACCAGAUGCCAAGGGUCUCGUCAUUACAUUCGGAAAUUGUAGUCGAUGAUUCUGAGAGUGAUUUUUCGGAUAAUCAGCAGAGUACAAGCCCACGAUCGAAAUUCUUUAAAGCACUUAGGAAGUCAAGUAAGAAAACGCAAGAUAAAAUCAAGCAAGACAUGUUGGGUAAUUUAUCGCCACAUGUUUAUAAUGUUCAUAACGAGAGAUCUGCUAUCUUAAAGCCAAAGACAAGAAUGAUGAGACGUGCACUUGAUAUAAGCUCAUUCGAAAAUCCAUUCGAGGACGUACUUCAAGAACAUAGCGACAGUAGCAGAGAAAAGAAUAUAAAUAUGUCGAUUAGAAAUCGUGCUUCUCCAGAACUAGAUGUAUCUAUCUAUGUAGAAACAUCUAGCCAUACAAAUAUCACAUCUCCAAAGGUAAAUUCGAUAUCGAGAGAAAAAUUGAGGAAUAUAUCUGAAAAUGUCAUUCCUCCUAAGCGUUCGUCAUCUGUUCCGUCCGGGCAGAGUACGCCGGACGGUCGUGUCCAAGGCGCUGCGGUACGUCCGGGCGUCCGUCUCUCGGCCCGAAGUAACGCUAUUCUUCGAUUAUUCGAUCAAGAUAACGAAAUUAUUAGAGAUAAGAAGCGGGCCAAUCCGAUGGCAAUGCCGUCGAAAACUUUCACGAAUGCCGAGAAGAUGCAACAGAUUAAGGAGCGAGUGGAAGCAAUGAAGAGUCGUGAAUUAGCCGAGAUGAAAAUGCACGCCGGCAAAAUCGAUAAAAAGCAAUUGGCAUCAAACGUGAAGGCCUCAGGUGUCGUUUCAGGGAGAAUUAUGAAGAAGAAAAAAUUGCCCGUCACUUCCGCGAAAAAGGUGGACCCCGCGUAUCUGGUGAACGGGGAGGUGUACAAAGUACCGAAGCUCCUGCGUCCGAAGCAGUGGGCCACGGAUCGCCUUUACAAGUUUCUGUGGAAAUGCCUAGAGACAAAGUACAAGCUGUCGACGAGAAUACGGUCGGAAAAAUUCGUCGGAGAUUUGAGCAAGAUCGUCACGCUGAUCUUGCGGCGCAAAAAGUACAACAGCUACAAAACCGAGCUGGAGGCCCUGAUGAAGGAGAUGGCUCGUUUGCAGAUCAUCAACACUCGGAAUGAUUUCUAUAACUUUUGUCGUGACUUCAUGCCAUAUGAAUUUCGCGUUAAAGUCAUUCCUAUAUUAUUACCAGGCAAUCAGAAGACGAUCCCCUAUGAUCCGGAUAAAUUGCACACGUCCUUGCUCGAUGAGUAAUAUUAUAAUUAAAAUUGUGAUUUUGAUAUUUUCUAUUCGAAGUAGCGUACAAUAGAUUUACCUGUUCGAAAUAGAUUUAUAGUUUAUAUAAAUGAAACGAAAGAAUUUAUUAUGGAAAAGGCGAUGGGAAAAAUGGGCAGAUUUUUGCCAAAAAAAUGCAAUGUAAGAUUGUAAUUUGUAUAACGUUAUACUUUUUCGGCAAAAAUUGGUCCAUUUUACUCAUUUUCUUUGAUUGUUGCACUAGUCUGAUGUAUGUGCAAAUACACGUAGUCUAUGCAGUAUUGAGUUGUGUAAUAAGCAAUUUCGGAUGUUUUAAGUAAUAUAAGACGAUUGGACUUUGAUGUAAUUACAAUUUUGGAACAUUGUAAAGGGUGGCAGAAUACCAUAGGUCGAAACGGCGUAGAUAUUGUCAUACAUUUUUAUCUCUGCUAAUUCGCGACUCUUUAUUGCUUGCUCUCGCUCCUUAAUCUACUGCAUCUUUUCGGCAUUCAUAAAAAUUUUUAACGGCAUUGCCAUCGGAUUGUUAUAAUAUCAAAAUAACACAAAACACCGAUAAUUGCUUGAUUUAAAAAAUCCGAAAUCGCUUAUUAGACAAUAUAGAUAUAUACGUGGACUGUAAUAUAUAAACUGUUGAUAUAUAAACUAUUAAGGUAUACAUAGCAGUAGUUUUUUUGACUGUAUAUGUUACGAAACAAAGAGAUUGCAUAUUUGUUACAAGUAUUGUAAGGGAGAAUCUUGCUUUGUAACUUCUAUUUUUGUAUUUUUUAAUAAAAAAAGAUAUUCUGAAUAGAA
Messenger RNA from Odontomachus brunneus, 3280 nucleotides. RefSeq lists its product as uncharacterized. The record is from RefSeq and is a predicted model, not a curated record. Bases 230 to 2488 code for a protein of 752 amino acids. NCBI's taxonomy places the organism in Eukaryota, Metazoa, Arthropoda, Insecta, Hymenoptera, Formicidae. The transcript is spliced from 5 exons.